Hyposmocoma kahamanoa is the source of this 1417-nucleotide messenger RNA. RefSeq lists its product as uncharacterized. Lineage: Eukaryota; Metazoa; Arthropoda; Insecta; Lepidoptera; Cosmopterigidae. Gene Ontology annotation, biological process: sleep; positive regulation of voltage-gated potassium channel activity; regulation of synaptic transmission, cholinergic. The transcript is spliced from 3 exons. The record is from RefSeq and is a predicted model, not a curated record. The coding region runs from base 303 to 770 and encodes 155 amino acids.
AGUCUCGCGUUGGCGCCGCCGCGCGCAUUCACUGCGUGAAUAAGCGUUAUUCUUCUAGAGUACGAAAAGCGUCAAGAUUUGGACAUGUCCUGUUUUGCUACUGGGCGUCCUUUCUGUGAUUCAUGCCUCAGGAUUACACUUGUGGAUUGCAGUCGUGCAGCGGCGUUAAAAGGGCGAACAUGUUGCUAUACAUAACUUAUUAACAUAUCCGGCUACAUGUGAUUUUAUUUAGAUAAUUUUCUUGAAUUAAAAUACAAUUUGGUUGUUUGCGGGGAAUUUUAAGUGGUGUCUGUUUCAUCACAAUGGAUUUGGAAAUGUUAUUGUUGGCGUUCGCGAUGUUUUGGAAAAUGUCAUCAGCAAUCCGAUGCUAUACGUGCCAACCGUCGUUAGACAGUUUAACAUUGAAUCGUCAACUGUGCCAGAACUUCGACGGCAGUGAACACUACAUCACUGACUGCCCGCAUUCCACCGUCUGCUUCAAGAAAGAAACCUCAUUGGUUGGGAUGGAAGAUCCAACAAAGAGCAUCAGCCGCGGCUGCGCGAAGCAACUCAUGUCCGGAUACCAAGAAAAAAUCGACGGACAUUGGCACCUCAUCGAUAAGAUUCACGAGCAUGAAGCCUAUACAGAAGGCUGUUACGAAAAAUCAAAUGAAUUCGACAGGCCUACGACAACAACUAACUGCUUUUGCAGAGGAGAUUUGUGUAACAAUGGUGUAAGAACUAUAGAAAAUGUGGUUUUUAUUAGCGUUUUACUGCUUUUAGUUCUAUAGCGAAUGUAGUUCGAUCUAAUAUAGGUUUCUCAAUGUAAAGCUCAAUUUACAUAGCCACGGAACGGAAUGGAAGCGAAUGUUUGUAACCAUAUUAUAAUAAACUAUAUGUCAAUUGUGUACGUACAAACUAUUGGACACAAGCCAAAAAACAGGUCAUGCGUCUUGUGCAGAAUUGUCGCGCAAUCUCUGGAAUUUCCGCCGCUACAUUUGACAUAAAGUUCAUUCAUUAUAUAAUGUACACAGGCCAGCACAUCAAGCUACACAUUGACGUAUGUUGUUCCGUUGCAAUGGAGGUGAUUUUCGAACAAAAAUGUGUAGUCUGAUGCGCCGUUGUCCGUACAAUUUCGUUACAAAAAUUCACUGUCAUUCCAUUCAGCAAUCUAAAUUGAUCAUGAGAACUCAUACCGAGAUUUGGUAAUUAUUUAUUAAUAAUAAUAAAAAAUAACCAAUUAAUAUUGCGACUUGCAUAGUGUCUGUAAAUACCGGUGGAGUGGUUAAAAAACUCAUCAUACUGUUUUUUUAUUAGUACAAAGAACAAAUUGUGUCAUUUUAUUAUGUAUGCAAUAAGUGUUUGUAUUUUGUAAUUUAACUGUCAUUUAUUAUAUUGUCAUUCAUUAUAUCGUAGGCUAAAUACGUAAACAUCGUAC